AUGUCCGGCUCCGGCAGGAAAGACUUCGACGUGAAGCACAUCCUGCGCCUCCGCUGGAAACUGUUCAGCCACCCCUCGCCGGCGGGCGGCCCGGCGGGGGGAGGCUGCCUGCCGCCCGACAGCAGCUUCGAGCACUGGGGACCGAGCCAGAGCCGCCUGCUGAAGAGCCAGGAGAGAGGUAACGGCGUCUUCUGGAAGAAAUCCGCCUCCUCCGCCUCCUCCUCGGCGGCCACCACGGCCAGCCCGCCCAACGGGACGCUGCUGCCCGCCGGCGGCCGGCCGGCCGCGGGGCACGGCCCGGGACCGCCGCCGCCCCGCACCGUCUUCUACGUGGAGUCCCUGGAGGAGGAGGAGGAGGAGGCGGUGCCCGGCGGGAUGGAAGUGGCCCGCGAGCCCGAGAAGCCCCUGGCGCCGCCGGAGCGGGAGGAGGCGCCGGGGGGCUGCGCCGAUGGAGGCAGCCGGGCAACAGGUGACGGAGGCGGGCACAGACUGUCAGGAGCCAGCCACCCCUUGCCACCCCACUGUGACAUGGAUUCGUGUAGCUCUGAGGAAUUCUACCAGGCUGUUCACCACGCAGAGCAAACCUUCAGGAAAAUGGAGAGCUACCUGAAGCAGCAGCAGCUCUGUGAUGUUAUCCUGAUUGCUGGGGAUCGCAAAAUUCCUGCACAUAGACUUGUCCUCAGUUCUGUUUCUGACUACUUCGCUGCCAUGUUUACUAGUGAUGUUUGUGAAGCCAAGCAAGAAGAGAUCAAAAUGGAAGGCAUAGAUCCCAAUGCACUGUGGGACCUUGUUCAGUUUGCAUAUACAGGCUGCCUGGAAUUAAAAGAAGACACCAUUGAAAACCUCCUAGCAGCUGCCUGCCUCCUCCAGCUCCCUCAAGUAGUAGAGGUUUGCUGCCAUUUUCUAAUGAAGCUUUUGCACCCAUCCAACUGUUUGGGAAUACGAGCAUUUGCUGAUGCACAAGGGUGCACAGAGCUUAUGAAGGUGGCGCACAGCUACACUAUGGAGAAUAUAAUGGAAGUUAUAAGAAAUCAAGAAUUUUUACUCCUACCUGCCGAAGAACUCCAUAAACUUCUUGCCAGUGAUGAUGUGAAUGUUCCUGAUGAAGAGACCAUUUUCCAUGCCUUGAUGAUGUGGGUGAAAUAUGAUAUGCAGAGGCGAUGCAACGACCUAAGUAUGCUGCUUGCUUAUAUCAGAUUACCCCUCCUUCCACCUCAGAUAUUGGCUGACCUGGAAAACCAUGCACUUUUUAAGGAUGACCUGGAAUGCCAGAAGCUUAUUCUGGAAGCCAUGAAAUACCAUCUUUUACCAGAAAGAAGAACUCUCAUGCAAAGUCCAAGAACUAAGCCCAGAAAAUCUACAGUCGGAACACUUUAUGCUGUUGGAGGGAUGGAUAAUAACAAAGGAGCUACAACUAUUGAAAAGUAUGAUCUCAGAACAAACAUAUGGAUUCAGGCUGGAGUAAUGAAUGGCAGGAGGCUUCAAUUUGGUGUUGCUGUCAUUGAUGACAAGCUGUUUGUCAUUGGAGGCCGGGAUGGUUUAAAGACUUUAAACACUGUUGAAUGUUACAAUCCAAAGACCAAGGCUUGGACUGUGUUACCACCCAUGUCAACACAUAGACAUGGCUUAGGAGUUACAGUGCUUGAAGGGCCUAUUUAUGCAGUGGGAGGACAUGAUGGUUGGAGUUAUUUGAACACAGUUGAGAGGUGGGACCCUCAAAGUCAGCAGUGGACGUUUGUGGCAAGUAUGUCAAUUGCCAGAAGCACUGUUGGAGUAGCAGCAUUAAAUGGCAAGUUAUACUCAGUUGGAGGUCGGGAUGGAAGUUCAUGCUUGAGUUCAAUGGAAUAUUAUGAUCCUCAUACAAAUAAAUGGAAUAUGUGUGCUCCUAUGUGUAAGAGAAGAGGAGGAGUAGGAGUUGCUACCUGUGAUGGCUUUCUUUAUGCAGUUGGAGGUCAUGAUGCUCCUGCUUCUAAUCACUGUUCUCGACUGCUGGACUAUGUGGAAAGGUAUGACCCAAAAACUGAUACAUGGACAAUGGUGGCUCCACUGAGUAUGCCUCGAGAUGCUGUUGGUGUUUGUCUCCUUGGUGACAAAUUAUAUGCAGUAGGUGGCUAUGAUGGUCAGUCAUACCUGAACACUAUGGAAGCAUAUGACCCUCAAACUAAUGAGUGGACACAGAUGGCUUCCCUAAAUAUUGGAAGAGCUGGUGCCUGCGUGGUAGUCAUCAAACAACCAUAA
Cinclus cinclus is the source of this 2238-nucleotide messenger RNA. It is a transcript of the gene KLHL1, whose product is annotated as kelch like family member 1. The transcript is spliced from 11 exons. The record is from RefSeq and is a predicted model, not a curated record. Lineage: Eukaryota; Metazoa; Chordata; Aves; Passeriformes; Cinclidae. Gene Ontology annotation, molecular function: protein binding. The coding region runs from base 1 to 2238 and encodes 745 amino acids.